AUUCAAUAAUUGUGUGUUGCUCCAUCAACACCGCUUGCUCGGAUAGUUUGUGUGUGUAGUGUUUUGUAUAUACAAGAAAAAGCCUAAAAUAAAUGAAAAUCUUCAAGUUUCAACUCGAAUCGAAUGUGAAGAAAUUAAAGUGAAAAUUAAAGAGUGCUUUUUGUUUUUCUAUUUUCUAUGUGCUAAAAACAAACAUAAUUGCAUAAAAUCUAAAAAUAUAAUUUUUGAAAGACUGAAUUGCAACCGAAAACGUACACACGAAAAAUACUUCGCCAACUUUUUCAAAAAAGAAGCAAGCAAGCGUUUAUUAAAGGAAUUUGGCAAAAGGAGAAAUAUAAGAUGAAGUGAACACCAAAAACAAAACUUCGACUAAAUCGCACUUGACGCAUUUUGCUAGAGGAAGCUAAUUUGUUUGAUUUAGUUUUUUGUUUUUUAAGCAAUUUUAUUUGUUUUCGUUUUUUGUUGUUUCUUGUUUUAAACAAAAUUUUUUAAAGAAGUAUUUAUACAAUCUACGAACUCGAAUACCCACACGCACGUAAAUUUAUUCAACAAAAAGCGCAACAGCAGCAGAAUUCUGAAGGUGAUGAUGCCAAAGUUUGAAUUCAUCUUAUCAGCGAUGCUGAUGAUGACAUUAACGCUGCUGCUCGUUUGUUUGGGUUUCAUAAGCGCUGAGCGCGAUUUUAAUUUUAAUGAUUCACAGGUGCCACUAUUAGAACCAAAGGAUGAACCCAUUCAAACACAUUACAAUCAGGAUCCGUAUGCCGCAGAAAUAUCUGCGCGCUGCCAUUACACCGAUACUGAAAUUAUGCUCUCAUUAGUAUUAAAGAAUCAUGAUUGGCAUGAUUUGAGUGACAAUAAAAAGGCAAAAGUACUUGAUAAGCUCUCGAAGUUCUUUGCCAUACCAAAGGAUUUUAUUACUGUGGAAUCUGUUACGAAACGAGACUUAUACGAAAUGGAAAAAGAUUUUAUACGAAAGGGGAACAAUAAGUGCCAUAAUAAGAGACAUUUAGGACGUGUUAAUUUAAUGCUUGGUUGUGGAAAUAAUUACUUUUCAAUGGCCGAACCAAUAGUAAAUCAAAUAGGUGCACAAAUGAAAGAUGGUUCUAUUGACAAUAUAACUGGCGAGAAAUUUGGUUGGUGGAUUAUUUGGCGUAAACACUAUAAAACUAGUGCACAACGUGUAAGAAGACAAAUUGAGGGUUCAGGUACGGAUGAUUACGAAGGCGAUGAUUAUGAGUAUGGCGAUGAUGGGGAAGAUAAUGUUGAAGCUGAAACGGAAAUUCCAGCUGUCACCACACAUGCGCAUCGUCACCAUCACGGAGUUGGCGAGAAUGAAUUAACUGAAAAUAAGCUUGACACAUCUAACAAUCACAAUUUGGUUAAUAACGAUGCUAAGCCUGAUGAGGGUACGUCUAAUCUGUUGUUACUCAAUAAGAAUGGUAAUAUUGAUGAAGAAAUAGUAGAAAGUGUCUCACAAUUGGAAUCCGUUAUAACAAAAACUAUAGAAAAUACAAAGAAUAUCAAAGAACUACCAGAAGUCGUUGAAGAGGAAGUUUCGGAAGUGGAGGAUGAUGAUGCACCUACAAAUGAAUUAGAAAAAGUUUUAAUUAGACCAAAUGAAAUAGAUGAAUUAAAUAAUGAAAUAGUAGAAAAAAACAUAGCGGAUAAAGUUAAAGAGGAACAUAUUAAUUUGAAUGAAGUACAUGAAAUUACAUCACAUAUUACAGAAAAUCCUACCAUUAGUUCAACCACACCGGUUACUUUUGACAAUGAGCUAUCAACUCUUAUGCUCAAAACUAGUACAACACCUUUUCGUAUAAAUGAAUUAAGUGAAUUGACAACUGGAGUUCCAAUUGAAAAUAGAAAUAAUAUAGAUAAUAUACCAGUUCCUGUGUCUGAAAUUAUUGAUUCAAAUAUGCCGAUUUUCUCAACAACUACGACGGUAACUGUAGAUUUUGAAAACAUAUUGAACACAAACACAAAAACAACUACACCCAAUUCACAUGAAUCAAGCACAUUUAUAGCAAUUGCAAAUAGUCAUACACCGCUUUCAUCAAAUUCACCAUCAUCACCAUUAUUCUCAUCAUCAUCAACAUCUAACUUACCACAGUCACCAGCACUAUCACCAAAUUUACCAUCACUAAAUAAUAAUUCAACAUCUGAAACUGCUCCUUCAUCUUCUUAUUCUUCUGCAUCUGCAUCUGCUUCCGCUUCUACUUCUUCGUCGCAGUUUUCAACAACAACGGUGAUCCCUACAGAUACAACGUUAAGAACAAACCCAACCAAUUCUCCAGCAAUAACAACAACACUAUCAACGAAGAAUGAAUUAGAAGCUACUUCCUUGUCACCCAAUCCGGAAGAAGUGAACGCCAGCCAUGCAGUGAGUUCAUCUACACCCAAAACAGUUGAUAUUAAUGAAUCUGGCACAUCAUCUUCAUCACCGUCGUCGUCGUCGUCUAGUACACAAUUGGGCACCACUCCUACAUCUGCAAUGACUGACACAACAUCUCCUGCAACAUCAUCCACAGAAUAUAUCGAACCUAAAGUGGAAAAUUCACCACCUAUGAUUAGAACACGUUUGCCGAAGUAUGCUGUGACUUCAGGAAAAUCUUUCGUUUUUACAAUUUCUGACGAUACAUUCUACGAUAGUGAAGAUUUUACCAAUUUACGUUUAGAACUUACAGACAAAGAUGGUCAUGAGUUGAGACCUUCAUCUUGGCUACAAUUCAAUGCUGAAACGCGAGAACUUUAUGGAUUACCUCUCGAAGACGCAGUAUCUAAAUAUCAAUAUCGUUUAUCUGCAACAGAUUCGGGCAAUGAAUCAGUUACUGAAAUGGUUGAAAUGUCCGUGCAACAACAUCGUGGAGUACGCAGCGUAAAUCACGAAAUUAAUAUUGCUCUUAAUAUUAAUGUAGAAAAUGCAAACAGUGUGGAUUGGAAAAUAAAGUUAAUCAAAUCUAUUGCUACUACACUGGAUGAUAGCUCAACAAAUUCCAUUGUAGUGCGAGAAAUACGUCAAACACCUACGGAUCCUCAUACUGCAACAUUUGUCUAUUUUAAUGAAACUUUACCAACAAAUGAAUGUCCUGAGACUGAGUUUAACAAUUUGAUAAAACGUUUGGAUGCUACUCGAUUAAACGAUUUAGUUUAUCCUAAACUAAGUGUAAAAUCUAUAACUGGACAAUUAAUUGGAGCUUGUGAAAAGCAACAAAUUUCGAAAAAUAAACCAGUAACACAUAUAACUAAAAACUCACCACCUAUGCCACGUAACCAAGUAGAUCGUGUAAAUGCUACAGUUGGACAUUUACUUGUAUAUAAAGUUCCAAGUGAUACCUUCUACGAUCCAAAUGAUAAUGAGCUAACACUUACGUUAAGAACAAAAGAUAAUAAAGAGUUAGGUGCAAGACAUUGGUUGCAGUUUGAUUCAAAAAAUCAAGAAUUUUAUGGUAUUCCUAAAAGUGGCGACAUUGGUUCUGAAGAGUAUUUAUUAGUAGCUGAAGAUAGUGGUGGCUUGAGUGCUACAGACGCGCUAGUUGUAGUUGUUAGCCAUGCAAUAAAAAAAGAAUUUACUGUGUAUUUUAAAGCACAUUUAGCUAUACGCCAUGAACAGUUUAAUGCUGAUUUACAGCGUAAAUUUGUUGAACGAAUUUCGCAGUUAUUCGGUGACCAUACUACACAGAAUAUACAAAUUCGAUCUGUAACAACUCAACAUGUUUCUGACAGUACAAUUGUAAACUUUUAUAAUACAAGUUUAUAUAAAUCGCAUAAUCGCUGCUCAGAAGAAGAUAUCGAAGCAGCACGUAAUGUCUACUUAGUGCAAGAACAUGUAGUUCACAAUCGUGUAAAGAAGGUGUUUGGUCCAGAAUUGAAUUUAACAGAUAUGCAAGUUAAUAACAUGGUUUCAUGUCAUCCAGACCUUGAAAUACCACAUCGUGAAUUCAUACCUACAAAGACUGAGGAACCAAGUCUUAAAUCAUCAUUUGCUGACCAUUACAUGUACUCAGUCAUUCUACCAGCUGUUAUAAUCAUUUCUAUGAUUUUGAUUGCCGCACUUGUAGCGUUGUGUCUUCACCGACGACGUCACAAAAGUGGUAAAAUGGAACUAGGUGAUGAAGAAGAACGAAAAUCGUUUAAAACUAGGGGCAUACCAGUUAUAUUUCAAGAUGAAUUAGAUGAAAAACCAGAAAUUGGCAACAAAAGUCCUAUUAUUUUAAAAGAUGAAAAGCCACCAUUGUUACCGCCAUCAUAUAACACAUCAAACAUGAAUGGAGAUAAUGAUGUUGACGAAUACGUACCACCGCCAGCUGUUGUUGUAGGUGGCCGGGAGGCCCGAGGGAAAUCACCAGCCACACCAUCAUACAGAAAACCCCCACCAUAUGUUUCGCCAUAAAAAGUGUCAAAAUAUUAUUAUAAAUGGAAAACAACUUUAAUCAACUUUACUUAACUGAAGCAAAUAUUUAAACUCACUUUAUUUCACUACUUAAACAAAUUUUGUAUGAGAGAAAAUUAAAUAUAUUAAAGUUACAAAUAACAAUUCUAAAUUAUCGACAAAACAAUAUUAAAAGUAAAAAAUGGUAUCUCAAUGCCAAAUAUAUAUAUACAUAUAACUAUAAGGAAAUGAAAUUUUCCCCACGCAUCUCUAAAAACAAAAUAAAUCUAAUGUAAUUUAAUAACAAUCAUAGUUUUCGCAACUAAAAAACCAACGGAAAGGUAAUUCAUGGGAAGCCUAAAUUAGUGUUUAAAGUGAAAUAAGAAGAAAGUCUUGUUUUUUAUUUAUUUUUGUGAAGUUAAUCAAUUGUUUUAUGUAUUAAUUUGCAAAACAAAGAAGUAUAAUUUUUAUUAAAAUUUCUUUUAUGCAUAUUUAUUGUAAUUAAGCUUAAUUAAGAAAAGAGAGUUAAACUAAUAAAAUAUACGUCUUGUAAGCUAAGCAGCUUUAAAAAUGAAAAUAAAUCAGUCCCCUCCCAAUUUUAGUAGUAAGAAUUAAAAUUUAUACACAUAUAUUUUUAUUAUUAUGAUUAUGAUUAAUAUUAUUAUUAUUACU
This is a messenger RNA of Teleopsis dalmanni, 5041 nucleotides long. RefSeq lists its product as uncharacterized. NCBI's taxonomy places the organism in Eukaryota, Metazoa, Arthropoda, Insecta, Diptera, Diopsidae. Gene Ontology annotation, biological process: muscle attachment; axon guidance; morphogenesis of an epithelium. Gene Ontology annotation, molecular function: laminin binding; calcium ion binding. Bases 584 to 4390 code for a protein of 1268 amino acids. The record is from RefSeq and is a predicted model, not a curated record. The transcript is spliced from 15 exons. Gene Ontology annotation, cellular component: dystrophin-associated glycoprotein complex; sarcolemma; dystroglycan complex.